UAUAUAAACAGACGAACAGCCGAGAAACCCACCAACCCACACGCCGCGCACGCCCCGCCGAGGCGCUGACGUCACACGCAAUUUCCGCCCCUUCGCGCUCUUCCCGACGGCCCCUUCUCCCUGCCCGCGUUUGUUUCCGGCGUUUCGAUAAAGCCCGAUUCGGUUCGAAGAAGACGCGUUCUUCCGGGAAAAUGGCGACUCCCGCUCGAGGCUCGGAGUCACCGCCGGCCGCGGAUUCGGCGCUAGAGGCGGGGCCUGGGGAGGAAGCCGAGUGCCCGCCGCCUCGCCAGCCUCAGCCUCCGCAGAAUGUCCUUGCUGCCCCGCGGCUUCGAGCCCCAAGCUCCCGAGGACUUGGGGCUGCGGAGUUUGGCGGAGCUGCAGGAGAUGUUGAAGCGCCAGGAGAGACUUUUGCGCAACGAAAAAUUCAUUUGCAAAUUGCCCGACAAAGGUAAAAAGAUCUUAGACUCUGUUGCCAAAUUGAAAGCUGCCAUUGCAGAACGUGAAGAGGUUAGAGGAAAAAGCGAACUGUUUCAUCCCAUUAGUGUAGACUGUAAGCUAAGGCAAAAAGCAAUUGCAGAAGUUGAUGUGAAUACAGAUAGGGCCCAGAAUUCUGACCAGAUACUUGAUACUUCAUCGUUAGUUCCUGGCAGUUCUUCUGUAGAUAACAUCAAGUCAUCUCAAACAACCUCACAGAAACAGGGAUUUGGACAUCCUACUCACAGAGGCGAUGAAGAGACUCCAGAGGCUGAGGGUGCAGUGAAUGAGUGUCCAGCUUCCAGGAACACAGCCAGGGCAUCUUCUUCAUCUGCAGCUAGUGAGCAUUUCCCUCAGCAUUGUGUUUCAAGUCAAGCAGAAGAUAACUCCAGCAGCUCUGACAACCUGUUUAUUGAUAGGUUUCAAAGGAUCACAAUUGAAGACCAAGGUGAACACCACUCUGAAGAAAACUCGAGUGUUGAAAAAUUGACAGGUCUUUGUAGUAGGACUCAGAAGAAACCUCACUACAUGGAAGUGCUAGAAAUGCGAGCCAGAAACCCAGUGCCCUCACCACAUAAAUUUAAAACCAAUAUAUUACCUUCCCAACACAGUGAUUCAUCUAGUCACUGUCAGAGGAGAGGGUCUCCUAUUUCCUCAGAAGAGCGGAGGCGCAGGGAUAAGCAGCAUCUUGAUGACAUCACUGCAGCUCGGCUUCUGCCACUUCAUCAUAUGCCCGCCCAGCUGCUCUCCAUAGAAGAAUCUUUGGCACUGCAGAAACAGCAGCAACAGAAUUAUGAGGAGAUGCAAGCGAAGCUCGCAGCACAAAAAUUAUCUGAAAGACUGAAUAUUAAAAUGCAUAGUUACAAUCCAGAAGGGGAGUCGGCAGGGAAAUACCGAGAAGUAAGAGAUGAAGCUGAUGGUCACUCCUCUGAUGACGAAUUCUGAAGAUGGGUGUUGGAAUUACCUCCCAUACCACCAACUCUAAGGUGUCAUUAUCUUACAUCAGACUUUCUUAACAGGUAUCAAGAUCAGUGUCAGACAUUUUUGAGGGAAAGAAUUUUCUAAAAUUACCAAAGUAGAGGCUGUUAAAGAAGCCCAGUUUGUCUUUCAAAAGAUGUCUUUCAUGUGCUUGAAAAGUUUAAUAUUUGAAUAUUGUGUUUAACCACAUUGUAUUAAAAUUUUGCA
This is a messenger RNA of Nycticebus coucang (slow loris), 1659 nucleotides long. It is a transcript of the gene POLR2M, whose product is annotated as RNA polymerase II subunit M. Gene Ontology annotation, biological process: maintenance of ER location; transcription elongation by RNA polymerase II; intracellular signal transduction. Gene Ontology annotation, cellular component: RNA polymerase II, holoenzyme; nucleus; nuclear envelope. NCBI's taxonomy places the organism in Eukaryota, Metazoa, Chordata, Mammalia, Primates, Lorisidae. The transcript has 4 exons. Gene Ontology annotation, molecular function: transcription elongation factor activity. The record is from RefSeq and is a predicted model, not a curated record. Bases 307 to 1419 code for a protein of 370 amino acids.